UUUGUGUAUUUAGUUAUCUGAAUACCAAAACACCAAUGCAGCCAUGAUAAAGCACCUAGUUUUAUAGGAAUUUGUGCACUGUUUUGCAGUUUUUUUCUAUGACCAGGGAUAAUUUCCGAUAUUAAAUAGGGUUAACCGGAGUAUGAGUCCCGGAUGUCGUCGAGCGCGACAGUGAGGGGCGCGCCGCCCGCGCCCGCCCGCAUGGCGGAGCAGCGCCCCGGCAAGCACACGGUGCACUGGUUCCGCAAGGGGCUGCGGCUGCACGACAACCCAGCGCUGCGCGAGGGCCUCAAUGGCGCCGUCACGCUGCGAUGCGUCUUCAUCAUAGACCCCUGGUUCGCUAGCUCGUUCAACGUUGGAAUUAAUAAAUGGAGGUUCCUCUUACAAUGCCUGGGCGACUUGGACAGCAGCUUGAAGAAACUGAACUCGCGGCUGUUCGUGGUGCGCGGGCAGCCGGCGGACGCGCUGCCCAAGCUGUUCCGCGAGUGGGGCACCACCGUGCUGACCUUCGAGGAGGACCCGGAGCCCUACGGCCGCGUGCGCGACCACAACAUCAUGUCCAAGUGCCGCGAGGUCGGCAUCACCGUCAUGUCGCGUGUCUCGCACACCUUAUUCAAAUUGGACAAGAUUAUUGAAAGGAACGGUGGUAAGGCGCCGUUGACAUACCACCAGUUUCAAGCGCUCAUAGCGAGCAUGCCGCCGCCGCCCGCCGCCGAGGCGACCAUAACGCCUCAGCUCUUCAACGGGACCGUCACGCCCGUCGCGGACGACCACGACGAACGCUUCGGCGUGCCCACACUCGAGGAACUAGGUUUUGAAACAGAGGGUCUAAAACCGCCGGUGUGGGUCGGCGGAGAGAGCGAGGCCUUAGCGAGACUAGAAAGACAUUUAGAACGGAAAGCGUGGGUCGCUUCAUUCGGGAGACCAAAGAUGACGCCCCAGUCCUUGCUAGCAAGCCAGACCGGCUUGUCACCCUAUUUGAGAUUUGGAUGUUUAUCAACAAGGCUCUUUUAUUACCAACUGACAGAAUUAUAUAAAAGAAUCAAACAAGUGCGGCCGCCAUUGUCCCUCCACGGGCAAAUUCUGUGGAGAGAAUUCUUUUAUUGUGCGGCGACACGAAACCCCAAUUUUGAUCGAAUGGAAGGAAACCCUAUAUGUGUACAAAUACCCUGGGAGAAAAACCAAGAUGCCCUAGCGAAGUGGGCUAAUGGACAAACUGGAUACCCUUGGAUCGAUGCGAUCAUGAUACAGUUGCGCGACGAGGGCUGGAUCCACCACCUGGCGCGGCACGCCGUCGCCUGCUUCCUCACGAGGGGGGACCUCUGGAUCUCGUGGGAGGAGGGCAUGAAGGUGUUCGACGAGCUGCUGCUGGACGCGGACUGGUCGGUGAACGCCGGCAUGUGGAUGUGGCUGUCCUGCUCCUCCUUCUUCCAGCAGUUCUUCCACUGCUACUGCCCCGUGCGCUUCGGCCGCAAGUCAGACCCCAACGGAGACUUUAUCAGAAAAUACAUUCCAGCAUUAAAGAAGAUCCCUACGCAGUACAUCCACGAGCCGUGGCUGGCGCCCGAGGCCGUGCAGAUCGCCGCGAGCUGCGUCGUGGGCCGCGACUACCCGCUGCCCAUGGUGGACCACACCAAAGCCUCCAAGAUUAAUAUCGAGCGCAUUAAGCAGGUCUACGCCCAGCUUGCCAAAUACUCACCACAUGGUAAUGUCCUGAAUCCAAACAGUGUCCAGAGACCUAACGCGGUACUGUCGUCGCCGAGCCCGUCUUCUAUAAUCGCAAGCAUCAACCAGUCGAACUACCUGUGCAGCAAGUCUCCUGACCCUUCGCUAAACUCACAAACUCAACAAGAAAAAACGUACAAGGAAAUUCCGAACUAUAAUGACAGGAAUAGGGCUCUGCGACCCCAAAAGGUUAAGUCGUCUAAACCGCCACCCUUCAAAGAAAUCGUGAUUGUGCCUAUAGUACAAAAUAAUAAUGUGAACCACGAGAGUGUAGCAGACGGCAGAACUCAAUGAGCAGUCACAGCACGAACGUGCGAUGGUGCCCGUUUCGCCUUCAAAAAGUUACGUGCCCAAU
Messenger RNA from Cydia amplana, 2080 nucleotides. It is a transcript of the gene cry2, whose product is annotated as cryptochrome-1-like. The transcript is spliced from 10 exons. Bases 154 to 2019 code for a protein of 621 amino acids. Gene Ontology annotation, biological process: circadian regulation of gene expression; negative regulation of DNA-templated transcription; entrainment of circadian clock by photoperiod. NCBI's taxonomy places the organism in Eukaryota, Metazoa, Arthropoda, Insecta, Lepidoptera, Tortricidae. Gene Ontology annotation, molecular function: DNA binding; FAD binding. Gene Ontology annotation, cellular component: nucleus; cytoplasm. The record is from RefSeq and is a predicted model, not a curated record.